CGGGGUCGCCAUGGAUGAGACAGUCGCUGUCCGCCAGCAAAAGUCUCCCUCCCAAACUCGAAGCUUACCACGUUGCCACGUAAAAGAAUGCAAUUCUCGCCCUUCCAACAUGGCAUUCCACCUCGGUCGACUACCCAUGCACCCCCCGGCGAUCUCGACCCCAGGCGACCAGGGGCAAGCCCGAUAUAAAACAUGAAUGACAGCAGAAUCAGGCCAUAAUCGAGAGCAAAAAAACCACCUUUGUCGCCCUGGCGGGCCGCUUUUGCCUGCUUUUGCUUAGCAGAGAAUAAUACAACAAAACUAAAUUCUCGCGUGAUGGAGAAUGCGGAUUUGAGACCCGCGGACCUUGGACCAUGGGGUCUAGCCCGCACUGUCCGAAAAGGUGUUUGACAGCAAUGAAAGGAUGCGAAAGCCUAAAGUUUUGGUCCCAUUCAAACAAAUGCCAUCCGGACAAAGUUGAGACUUGAUUUCUUCUCCUGCUUCUCUUUGACUUUACUUGUGAAAUGCCAAGCUAUAAUCUCUGCUUUUCCACCCAUCUCCGGUAAUACUAGCCAACUGAACUAAACUAGACAUCAUCUUUUUCAUCCUUUCGUAAAGGUCCAUUCCUUGCACUUUCACUUGUCACUAAAAAGACCAACCAAUACGAACAACCGAGACACUUUUUUUUUUUUUUUCCUUCCUAAAACCCGCCGCAGUCUGGUCCAGCGUCUCCGGCUUAGACUACUGAAGCAUACUAAGCUGCACCUCAUCUGACCGUUUCUUAUACUAUCCAGAACUAAAAUACUUAGGGCAGAUGUGCCCCGUUGUUGCACAGAUGCAGUCCCCAGGGGAUCUUGGGGCAGAUGCGUGGCAUGUCGAUAACUUGGUGCACGAGGAUGCCGAGGCCACAGACACCUUUGAAGACGACCGCGUGACGCCGAUGGAGCAGAUCACUAAGACACACUCGCGGCGACUGAGCCGGCAUAGUCAUGACGAUAGGCAGAGAGGGAGAGGGUUCGACCGCUCCGCAACGGACGGGGACACGGACGCCAGCUCCCAGAGAUACCGCCGGAGCAGACAGAGAAACUCUAUGAUCAGCCACUCCAGCCGCAACGCUGUACAACGUCCGCCGCGGUCUCACUCUGUCCCUUGGUCUCAUCAUCGGUCUCCGCUUCGUGAAGAGUCUGAAGCUCCUAGCCACGCAACCUAUCACACCAUUGACAGCGACGACAACUUGUCAGAGGAUGAAGAAGACUCCGAUGCCGUUGGAACACGACAUAGCCAGUCUGCUAUGUCUCACGGUCGGAAUUCGCCGGCAAUGAAAAACAGCAGUUCACGGAGCUCUAAAAGGAGCCCUUCCACCAUUAUACAGUCCACAUUUGUCGACCGCGGCGAGAGCCCAAAGAACGAAGUCCCUCGAAAGCGUCUGGCAUCUUCCACCAUCUCCACCAGGGUUUCGCCACCGAUAGUCAAAGUGCACGACGCCCUGCGGUACCUCGACGAAGACUCCCCCGACAUCACCGAGGAGAGCAUCCGGCGCUCCGUGGCAGAGGCUUCGGCAGUUUGGAGGCUGUCGUCUGCAUCUUCGGUGAAGUCCAGCAGGGCACCAUCUGCGCCCAACACGAGUCCCGGCUCGUCUUCCUCCUCAAGCGGCGACAGCGGCAGGUCAUCCGACCUCGUACGGGACCACGAGAGCGACCGGAGCAGCAGCCCAGCUCGAAGCGUCAACGAGGCCGAACCCUCUUUGCAAAGUGGCGUGAACCGCGCAUCCGUCGUCACCGCCACCGAGUCCAAAGAGCGAAAACACGGCAGGCGGCCCAGCCACGAGCAGUACGGAACCCCCGAGAUGCCUCGCGGCAAGGCGCAGCUCCCGCACAUCCCACCAAAGGCGUUAAAGUCACGCCCGCCGAGCCAAGCGCAGGCGAUGCAUCUGCCCCGUGCCGAGAAGCUGCCCCUCUCCGGGUACGAACUCCUGGCGGCACGCGUGUCAAACGCAUCACAGACCGAUCACGGCCAUGGACGCAGUUCGCGGGCACGUCGAGGCAGCGUCGGAUCUUCGGUCUCGGCAGUGUCCACGGCGCCGCUCACGCCUUUUCAGAACCACCCACCACUGAAGCCCAUCUAUCGCAGGUUCGAGGCCUUGAACCACAGGCUGCUCCUGCAGCUGCAGGACGAGCUGAGCGAGCUGGAGGAGCAGCUUCAUCGCCUCGACACGGCCGACACUCAGACUCGUCGCGUCCAGAACCAGAUCCUCCCAGCAUCAAGACGUGCCGGGAGCGUAGCCGGGGGUGAGCUGCAGUGGCACCGGACCGAUGUGCUGGCAAAGAUUGGAUAUAAACUGGCCCAAUACAACCAUGUCCUCACGUCCUUCGCCGAGACACAAAAGCUGCCCAUCCCGGCCGCGGACGACGUUGAGAACUAUCGGACAUACCUGGCGGCAAAGAACCCGAUUGCCGAAAUUGAAGCCCGGUUUCUGGACACGGCCGACGACCUCGUCUCGCUGACCCCACCGCGGCCUGCGUCCCCACGAUCCAGCAUAUGCCGGAGCCAACAGCAGCACUACGCCUCCCACCAACCCAUGUCCGACGACGCGCUCGCUCCCGUGCCAGCCUCUGGACCGCCUCUCUCCCACAGCCCUGCGAAAUGGUCGUACCGGCACGAAGGGUCCCACGACGCCCAGUCUCCUGAGAAAUCCAAGGCAGCGUCCGGCGCCGCUUCCGGAGAGGAAAAGAACGGAUUCAAGAUCCUGGUGGCGGCAGCGGCGGCAUCCGUCCUCGUGCCUGUUCUCACGUUCCCCCUGAUCCCCAGCUUCAUGGGGCGGGUGGUGGUGGUGCUGAUCGUGGCGCUCACGCUGCUUCGUCUUUACGGCGGCGACGGGAGGAGCGGCAUUGCGCUACCCAAGCCGGCCAGGGAUAUAAUAAGCAACCUGUCGACGAGGGACAUUGUCCUGACCAUGGGGUCGUACGGUGCCGUCAUGACGGUGAUUGCGGGGAUAAUUUGAUGAGUGGGUUGGGCAACUGGAUCUCGACCCUGCAAGGUUGGAUUAGCCUUUGGAACUAAUUGUUAGGCGGCGUUUUGCAUUGAGGUUAUCUUUAUACUCUGGCGUUUGUUAUACCCGUACGAAUAAAUAAAGUAUUAAAUAUGCCA
Pyricularia oryzae 70-15 is the source of this 3126-nucleotide messenger RNA. RefSeq lists its product as uncharacterized. The transcript has 3 exons. The coding region runs from base 794 to 2980 and encodes 728 amino acids. NCBI's taxonomy places the organism in Eukaryota, Fungi, Ascomycota, Sordariomycetes, Magnaporthales, Pyriculariaceae. The record is from RefSeq and is a predicted model, not a curated record.